Messenger RNA from Cylindrotheca closterium, 1461 nucleotides. The record is from the annotation of a GenBank genome assembly. Lineage: Eukaryota; Bacillariophyta; Bacillariophyceae; Bacillariales; Bacillariaceae.
AUGCCAGACAGACUGCUACCAAAGAUCCAAUGGAAGAAUCAGAAUCAAUAUGUUGACUAUGGAAAGAAGCUCAAUCUUAAUCAGAUUGGAACAACUGUCCCAGCUACUGUUCCAGCUAUAGUUCCUGGAGCUUCAGCAUCCACAAGUGUAGCAUCAAGUGUUGCAGGAAGCGUUGUGAAGACUGGCUAUUUUGAUAUGUCAAAUAUCUUCCACAAUGCUAUCAAGGGAAAGGAUGAGAAUGGCAAUGAUGUCUAUCUUAUUCCAUGUCCCGCUGGUAUGACAAAUGUCGAACUUCAAGCCAACUGGCACUAUGCUAGUGAAGAUGAAGACUUGCCUGAUCUUGCUACUGAAGCAGAUCGAGGUCUGCAGUUCAUCCAAAGUCGCAGAAAGGAAAGAGAUCCAUUUGGGUUGUACAAUCAUGUCAUCAUGGACAGUGGUUGUACAAACACCACCAUUUGUAAUGUCUCCCUCCGGACCUUACCUACACCAAAAUUUGAACUGUUCUUGAAGCAUUUGGAAGCUGCAGUUCUAGACUCCAUGACUGGCGAUGGAACUUCUGUCGCGCCUACUGGUUCUGACUUCAAGUUCAAAGCCCCAGUAUGCGAUCUAUUUACUGGCAAGCCCAAGGAAUUUUGGGGUUGGUGGCAAUCUGUUCUAUUGGCGUUCGAUCAGUCUGGCAUUUCUGAAGCCUUGACUGAUCCAGAAUACCACAACAAUAGUAACAGUGCUGCCAAAGCGUCUAGUGCUGGACGGUAUGCCAUUGCAAAAAGUAUCCAAGGCGGUCACACAUUCAAUACUGAAGAGAACCAAGCCCAUUUCAUGGUGCAUGCAAUCGACAGUUUGAAUGAGAUCAAGUUGGAUCAUACUAAGCAAGUUCACAAAUUUAUCAACGAUUGGAAACAAAUUAUCAAUCUAUUGAACAAAAACAAGAACCAGCUUGUGACCAACCGAGAGAUCCUACAUGCCUUUGAAGAGUCAAGACAAUUUAUUCUUAGAAACCCUUUGAAGACCAUUGAUGAUUACUUGGAUCAUAUCCGAAAUCAAGCCAAUUCGAUGAGGAUGCUAAGUGGCGACCCCUCAAUCCAUGAUGAUGGGGACAUUGUCCCUGGGGUGAUCUGCCGGGCCAAAUCUGGAACCAAGCCCAAGGGAUCCGAACCUCCCAAAUGGCACAUUCCAUUUUUCCCUAAUGGAUGGAAGCAAGCAUUGGGACAGGGAGCCUUCAAGCGUUUGGAGGAGUGGCGUUGUGCCGCCCAUGGUACUACUAAGCGUCCAUGCAACCUCGAGAAUGAAUUCGAUAUGAAGAAAGUUCGUAACAAGUCCUAUGAUCCCAACCUUGAUCGAAAAACAAAGAAAGCUUGCCGAGGAGCUACUGACACUGAGGAAGACGAAAAUUCUCAGGACGGCACCACUGAUUCCAGAUUUCACAAGUUCAGAAUUGUGAGUGCAAACCCCCGCCUUUGA